AUGGGCAACCUGAUAAAGGUAUUGGGCAAAGAUUUAGAAAACUGUCCUCAUUUUUUCCUGGAUUUUGAAAGUAAGUCCCGUGAGCUGGGUGGGGGCGGGGAGGGGGCCAGGGCCACUGCUGCGGCUGCUCUCCGGAAUAUGGGGACAGGCAUGGUGUCCCUGAGCGGCCCCGAAUCCUGUAAGCGGGACAAUGCCUUAGCCAAACAGUUUGCCGAGAUUCUCCACCUCACCCUCAGCUUCGAUGAGCUCAAGAUGACCAACCCCGCCAUCCAGAAUGACUUCAGCUACUACAGAAGGACCAUCAGCCGAAAUCGCAUUAACAACCUGCAGCUGGAUGCAGAGAGUGAGGUGAACAACGAGAUGGCCAACAGGAUGUCCCUCUUCUAUGCCGAGGCCACCCCCAUGCUCAAAACGCUCAGCAAUGCCACCACCAAGUUCGUUUCGGAGAACAAGACCCUCCCGAUCGAGGACACGACCGACUGCCUGAGCACCAUGGCCUGCGUCUGCAGGGUGAUGCUGGAGACCCCGGAGUAUCGGAGCCGCUUCACCAACACCGAGACCCUCCUCUUCUGCAUGCGGGUGAUGGUCGGCGUCAUCAUCCUCUACGACCACGUCCACCCUGUGGGGGCCUUCGCGAAGACCUCCAAGAUCGAUAUGAAAGGCUGCAUCAAGGUCUUGAAAGACCAACCCUCAACCAGCACCGAGGGGCUCCUGAAUGCACUGAGGUACACCACUCGGCACCUCAACGACGACACCACGUCCAAACAGAUCCGGGCCCUGCUGCAGUGA
Messenger RNA from Egretta garzetta (little egret), 789 nucleotides. Its product is annotated as CYFIP-related Rac1 interactor B. The transcript has 8 exons. Lineage: Eukaryota; Metazoa; Chordata; Aves; Pelecaniformes; Ardeidae. Gene Ontology annotation, molecular function: small GTPase binding. Gene Ontology annotation, biological process: regulation of actin filament polymerization. Bases 1 to 789 code for a protein of 262 amino acids. The record is from RefSeq and is a predicted model, not a curated record.